AUGGAUGUGGCCGAUGACCUGAACCUCUCCUUUCUGCUGGAGCACGAGCGAGAUAGCAUCCUGAAAGUGCUGCAGAAGGACGAGAAGCUGAGGAAGCGAGAGGAGAAGAGGAUACGGAAGUUGAAAAAUGAGCUGCUGGAGAUCAAACGCAAAGGCUCCCGGCCACCGCGGGAGUCGGCUGAGCGCCAGUGCGCCCGCUGCAUCAAGACGCUGGGCCUAAUCUUCGACCGCGGCGAGCUAUGUGACGAGUGCCAGCUGCGUGUGUGCAGCGAGUGCCGCGUCUCCGCUCCAAAGCGGCGUCAGUGGAGGUGUAACAUGAGACACCGUGUCCAUCCCUCAUGUCUAUUAUCCCAAGUCACAGAGGAUAAAAAGUCCCCGGAGUACUCAACACUCCGUCCUGAGGGGGCGAGGGGCGAUACGCCAAAAUCCAGCAGGAGUUCCAAACAUCUUGUUGAUGGACUGAGAAAGAAAGGGAGGAUGAAAAUGGAUAAAGUGAACGGCAGGACCUUGAGGUCGGAGAACGGCAUCGGUGGCCUCAAAUCGGCUUCAGAUGGAGACGCUCAGAGCGUGCGAAGCGUUUGCUCCGCUCCAAGUUAUCCAUCAAACAGCGACUUCUCCGGGAAGCCGACAGUGCUCAACAAUCGACGAUCUAAAACUCCCGACAGAUACUCCACUGCCAGCAGCAACCGGAGGCCGGACGGAGCAGAAAGUGUUUCCAGCUUCCACUCCAGCGGCAGCGUGCCUGAGAAGAAAGCGACAGGAAAUGAUGGGGGAGGCUACGGCGCUCCGACUAUUUCCGUGUCCCAGGCUUCCGUGUCAUCGGAUCACAGUCGCUCUGAGAUGGACCUAUCGGCUGCAGGAUCAGAACUCAGUGACGACACCUUCAGCCUCAGAAGCCGCUCUGUGCCAGGUCUCAAUGAGACGGAGUUCUCCGACCAGGACGGCGAGGAAGACAUCGACGCCCUGAUGUCGGCCCACAGUCAGACGGCGGGACGCCACCUCAGCAACGCCGUGUCCACGUCUUCCACUCCUGCCUCAGAGAGGAGGUGGGCCUUCCUCAAUGUCCCCGACUCAGACGCUGAGACAAGUAGCAUCAGCAGUAUGAUGAGCAUGUACAGCGAGACGGGUGACUAUGGCAACGCCCGAGUCAGUGGCGAGAUCCUGUUGAACAUCAGCUACAGCUACAAGACGGGCGCUCUCAACGUGCUGGUCAAAGAGUGCCACAACCUGGCCACAGGGGACGAGAGGAGGCAACGCACUGACGCUUACGUGAAGACGUACCUGCUGCCGGACAUGUCGCGCCAAAGCAAGAGGAAGACCAGCAUCAAGGCCAACAGCAUCAAUCCUGUUUUUAAUGAGAACCUAAGGUAUGUGAUCAGCCACUCGCAGCUGGAAACGCGUACAUUGCAAGUGUCUGUGUGGCACCAUGACCGCUUCGGACACAACAGCUUCUUGGGAGAAGUAGAGCUGACUUUUGACUCCUGGCAGUUCGAUUCCCAAAUUGAUGAGUGGUUCGGUCUGCAGCCCAAGCUGGAGAGCAGCGUAGACGCCGCCAUGCAGUACAAGGGAGAACUGACUGUGGUUUUGAAGUACAUUCCUGCAGAGAAGAACCUCAUGCUGCCUCUAGACCAAGUACAAGUGAAAAAGGGCUUCCUGAAGGGCAAGAAGAAGAGCACCUUCACACCACCCAAAGGGGGCAUGGUUGAGCUUCUUGUCAAGGGGGCCAAAAAUUUAACCGCUGUCAAGUCUGGAGGAACGUCUGAUCCUUUUGUCAAAGGUUACCUGCUCCCGGACAGCCAGAAGUCCACUAAGCACAAGACGGCGGUGGAGCGUCGUACGGUCAACCCGCAUUGGAAUCACACUUUCACCUACUGCGGUUUGCAGCCAGGAGACCUCAACAAUGUGUGCCUGGAGCUCACCGUGUGGGACAAGGAGGCCCUGGCCAGCAAUGUCUUCCUGGGCGGAGUCAGGCUGGGGGCCGGUACAGGCACAAGUUACGGGAACCAAGUGGACUGGAUGGACUCAUACGGGGAGGAGCAGCGGCUGUGGCAGCGCAUGAUUGAAAAUCCAGAAGUCCCCCAGGAGUGUACUCUCAUGCUGAGGUCCAGCAUGCGCAAGUGCACCACGUGCACCGUAUGAGCCCGAAUGGAUUACAAGCAUAAGACAUGUUUCCACCAGGUAGUACAGCAUAGCUUGGAAACCCAUCUGGCUUGUAUUUGGACCGUGUUGUACAACUCGAUUUUGUCUCGGAAUCAAACUUGAGAUGUCGCAACACACAACCCGCGGAAGGCGGGAUACUGCCGCAUCCGUGUGCCCUUUUUCACAUCGACACCGCAUCUUCCGAUUGGAUGAGAAAGUUGCAAAAAAUUGGUCUUAAAAAUAAGAAGAACAAACAAAAAGUAAUGCAAA
Messenger RNA from Hippocampus comes (tiger tail seahorse), 2409 nucleotides. It is a transcript of the gene sytl5, whose product is annotated as synaptotagmin-like 5. Gene Ontology annotation, biological process: intracellular protein transport; exocytosis. The transcript has 16 exons. Lineage: Eukaryota; Metazoa; Chordata; Actinopteri; Syngnathiformes; Syngnathidae. Gene Ontology annotation, cellular component: exocytic vesicle; plasma membrane. The record is from RefSeq and is a predicted model, not a curated record. Gene Ontology annotation, molecular function: neurexin family protein binding; phospholipid binding; small GTPase binding. Bases 1 to 2139 code for a protein of 712 amino acids.